Xiphias gladius (swordfish) is the source of this 804-nucleotide messenger RNA. RefSeq names its product IGFBP domain-containing protein. Gene Ontology annotation, molecular function: insulin-like growth factor binding. Gene Ontology annotation, cellular component: extracellular region. Bases 1 to 672 code for a protein of 223 amino acids. The record is from RefSeq and is a predicted model, not a curated record. The transcript has 4 exons. Gene Ontology annotation, biological process: regulation of signal transduction; regulation of cell growth. NCBI's taxonomy places the organism in Eukaryota, Metazoa, Chordata, Actinopteri, Istiophoriformes, Xiphiidae.
AUGCGGACGCUUUUCUUUCUGAGCGCCUUGCUGGGGGCGCUGGGGUCAGAGGAGGUUCCCUCCGGAGCUGCCCAGCAGCUCCAGGCCCUUCACUGCCCGCCCUGCGAGAGGAUACACUGCUCCUCCCGACGGGCGCUGCGGCUCGGGUGCAGAGGUGGUGUCACCACGGGAGUCUGCGGCUGCUGCCCUGUUUGUGCCAGAACGGAGGGGGAGACCUGUGGAGGAGCAUGGGACUAUCUGGGCAAGUGUGACGAGGGACUGGUGUGCGUUUACCCGGACGCAGCGGCUGACAAACGGGGCGAAGAGCGCAAAGGGGUCUGUAAAGCAGUGAUUGCACCGCUGGAUCCGGAGGCCUGUCAUCCCGAGUGCACCAAGGAACACUGCCGGGCCAACCCGGCGGAGAUCUGCUCGGCCAGGUUUGUGUCUCUGGAGAGAAAAGCGUGCCAGGGCUCCUGCCAGCACACCUCCUGUUCAAGCUGCCUGCUGCUGAGACCCCCGUCGUGUCCCCAGACCUGCGCCCCCUCCGAUCCCUCCUGUCUGCACCGCUUCGGGAAGUGUGUCCACAAUCACCUGACAGUAAACCACGGUCCCGUAUGCCACAACAACCUGCAGGCUGAUCCCGAGGGGCAUUUUGUGUGUUUGGUUCCAGCCUGUCAAAGCACACCCAAGUAAUUCCUUGUGUGCGGAGAAGAAAUCCGGAGGAACUCUUCACUAGCUCAUGUAGCAAAAUGUAAAAAAAAAAAAAAAAAAAAAAAAGGCAGCUAUCUCUAAACUUUGUGUGUCGCAUUUUGUAUCUCACGUGAA